Branchiostoma belcheri (Belcher's lancelet) is the source of this 1647-nucleotide messenger RNA. Its product is annotated as troponin T, slow skeletal muscle-like. Lineage: Eukaryota; Metazoa; Chordata; Leptocardii; Amphioxiformes; Branchiostomatidae. The transcript has 11 exons. Bases 189 to 1043 code for a protein of 284 amino acids. Gene Ontology annotation, molecular function: tropomyosin binding. The record is from RefSeq and is a predicted model, not a curated record. Gene Ontology annotation, biological process: sarcomere organization; regulation of muscle contraction; muscle contraction. Gene Ontology annotation, cellular component: troponin complex.
GUCACAUUUUUCUGCAGCGGUGUUCCGAACUGUUCUGAGCGAGAGCGGGUCUGGUCUGGACAGGAGAGUUCCGCUGCCCGGUCGGUCUCCGCUAACUUCCAAGAACCGUUCUCACACCAGGAUAGUACGCUUUCUCUGACAGGGAAGUUGUAUUGCUGCUUUAGUCGGACAGUCAACUUCUAUCAGCCAUGAGCGACCAGGAGGAAGAGUACGAAGGUGAGGAGGAGGUUGAGGAGGAGGAGGAAGUUGAGGAAGAACCGGAACCGGAAGCCGAACCGGAACCCGAGCCGGAACCUGAGCCGGAACCGGAACCGGAGCCUGAACCAGAACAGGCCAAGCCCAAGCCUAAGUUUAUCCCAUCAACAUACGAGCAGCCCAAAUAUGAGGGAGACGAAGACGUCGAGGCCAGGUUUGGGCAAAUUGCCGACAAGCGGCGUCAGAAGGACCUGCAGGAGCUGGAACAGUUCAUCAAGAAACAUUUCGAGAAGCGGGAGAAGGAGGAGGAGGAGCUGCAGCUGCUCAUCGUGCGCAGGGAAAAACGCAAAGCUGAGAUGGCGGAUAAAGAAGCGGCCCGCAAGGAGAAAGAGCGGGAGAGGGUGGCCGAGGAGAAGGCUCGCUUGAUGAAGCAGCGGGAGGAAGAGGAGCGAAAGCGCAAAGAGGAGGAUGACAGGAAGAAGAAACUGGCCAACGUCAACCUGCACAUAGGCGGCUACCUGUCCCGGCUGGAGGGGAAAGAGAAGGGUCCCAGUAAGCGGCAGUUGGCUCAGGAGGCGAAGCGGAAGAAGAUCCUGGCCCGGGUGAAGCCCCUGCCCGACCUCAGCACCAUGUCCGACUACGAGCUGCGGGAGAAGGCCCAGGAGCUGCAGGACAGGCUCAAGUUCUCCGAGGAGGAGUUGUACGACAUGAAGGAGAAAGUGCAGCGACAGGUUUACGACAUGGACCGUUUGAGGACCACCAUUAACGAAGCCAUGGGCAAAUUCAACAAGCCGGGCACGGCUGGAGGCGCACAGAGAGGACGGGUUGCCGGAAAAUUCGGAAAGUAAUAAUCUGAGGGGCAACAUCCGACAGAUCCUCCUCCUGGUGCAUCACGGGAAGACUGUUCUUCUCCAUUGUUCCUACAUCGCGGAUGACAGAAGUCAAGCUUAGCACUGCACGAAUUGAACCCAUCUUUGACACCUCAAAACAUGCGUAAAUGUUCAUUUUCUUCAAUCCGGUGAUUAUGUACGGAUGCUGAAAACUGUGCUUAAAGAUUGGAUUUCUUGUAGCGUAGGUACCGCACAAAAUAUAAAACAGACGUCCUGUUCAACAAAGUUAAUCCGUAUUAAAGUUUGAUUCGUUGAAGUUUGGACUAGUCAAAAGACGAUUCAACUUCAUUUAAGCUCCAGAAGGCUGCCCGACUAGUGUAAAAGUUCCCCCAACUUGUUCAAUUUUACCGUAGAAUUCUGAAGACACCAUCUGUUAGAAUUGAGCAAAAUUGAUCAUCUAUUUAUCAUUACUAGUUGACAUUUCGUAUAUUCAACUGUUUGAGAGCGUAACAUGUAGACAUGUGAAAGAUUAAGUUAACGUUGCUGUAGCCUUAAUUUGUUCUUGAUGUGCUGACAUGGACUGAGCUGGCUAUGAAUGUAAAUAAAAUAAUUGAAAACUUUG